CCGACGCGGAGCAGAAGAAGGGAUGCUGCUAGACGAUAACGAAAAUCUACAAAUACUCUUCACCUACAAUCUGUUUGCGCCGGGUUGCAAUGCAUGUUUUGGCGAAGCAGCGAGGGGGGGAAAGCUCGGAUAUGGCGAGCAGGACUACGUUUACGUCUGCUUUGUCUCUACAGGUGUCAGGGUCUCUGCUUGGUUUUGCAUGCUGCGAGGAGUAUCUCCUUUGUUCGGUUCGGGGCUGGAGGCGGUAAUGCGAAUAGCGGCUGUAUGUACGGCGUGAUUGCAAUGUCAGCUCAUGUUCAACUUGCCUCCUGGUAUUCGCUUUAUUCAUCGCUUUUCGGACUCUGGAUGUUGCAAAUGGCUGACGCGUCAGCAAAGUCCUGGAGCGGCCGUUGUAUCACAUAUGACGAAGUAGAUCGACGGCUCCUAGUUUUGAUCGGUCAUCUCGGCGAAUCGAAGAUUCUUGAUGUUCGGCAUGUAAUUCGGUCCUUUGUGCAUCUUCAUCAGUAUAGUCAGGAUUCCUUCUGACUCGCUGGUCAGGAUGCUUGCUUGUAACACUUGGUACGGAA
This is a messenger RNA of Alternaria alternata, 566 nucleotides long. RefSeq lists its product as hypothetical. The record is from RefSeq and is a predicted model, not a curated record. The transcript is spliced from 2 exons. Lineage: Eukaryota; Fungi; Ascomycota; Dothideomycetes; Pleosporales; Pleosporaceae. Bases 94 to 525 code for a protein of 143 amino acids.